CGCAAGCGCCAACCCAACGGCUGCUCCCGUUAGUCCAGGCUCCCCCAAAGGGCAGUCAGUACCUGAGGUGUGCUAGGCUGUGAAGUCAUCAGUGCCUGAAGCCCCCGAACCUCACCACCACCCCUCCCCAAAAAAGCUCCCAUCCGACGCCACACCUCAUCAGCCUCGACAUCGACCACGACGCAGCCCUUGCCUCUUGCCCCCCCCAUCAUCUCGCCCAGGAGUCACAUUUUUUUCUCCUUGCCUGGGCCGCCGUUCCUCCGACCCGCCUGCCCGAUGGUUUGAGGAUACCGAAAAAAAAGAUGCCCUCCAAGGAUCGUGACGCCGCCGCCGUCGACGCCGCCGCCGCUGCCUCUGUCGCCGGUGCCGAUGACGUGCCGCGCGACAAGGCCCGCCGCUCCAAGUCGGAGCGGAAACCCGACAAAGACCGCGAGCACCGCCACCACCGCUCGUCCAAGUCGCGCAGCAAGCUUGGCGGCGAAGGCGGCAGCGACUUGCACUCGCACGUGUCGUCGCCGGCGAAGCGGCACCGCAAGAAGGACAAGGACAGAGACGACGCCCGGGAGCGGUCAGCGUCGACGAGCGACUUGGCCCCCGGGGUCUCCAGGAUAUCGCUCGAGCGACCACGCAUCUCGUUGCCCUACCCGACGUUCAGCAAGGCGCACAGCAAAGAGGCCGUGCACAGCCGCGAGGACCUGUCCGGCAAGCAGUCGUCGCACCCCCUGACGCCGGAGCCAACCGACGCCGGUGACGAGGAGCGCCGCUCCAAGUCGGCCGAGCUACCUCGCAAGUCGUCGACCUCGAAGAAGUCGUCUCGCCCACCGAGCCCUCCCGAGACGGACGUGGCGGCGCACAAGAGGAGAUCGGAAAGGCCACCGAGGGAUGACGACCCUGCCUCGCCCGCGUCCCGGUCUGGCUCGCGCACCGACGACAAGGCCUCAAAGGUCAGCCGCAAAUCCGGCUCGUCCAGCCAGGCCACCUACAUCAAAUCUCCAAAGCUCAGGGCCCACGAGAAGCUGCGCCCGUCUGGUUCGGUCCGGUCCAGCUCCUCACGGCACUCGAUCAAGCGGACGGACUCGACGAGGAGCAGCUCGCGGCGGCAUGAGCCCAGGGACGACGAAUCCUCACCGUCGAGCGUUCAGGACUCGUCCCCCAAGACGCCGACCCCUUCCACUCAGUUCCCGCUUUAUGGAAACGUCAAGAACGAGCCAUCUUCGACGCCCGAUGUCGGUCAUCACGACUAUCCCUCCAAGACGGCGACACCUGCCUCUGCGGCACCCGCGCCUCCUCCUCCUCCUCCUCCACCGCCUCCCGCUGUCGACAUCCAAGACAUACCCCGGGUCGAUUACCUCUUGCAAAAUGGCGGCUUAUCUUACCCGGUACCGCGGCAUUUCUUGUCCGUCUUGCCGCCGCAAAACGGCUCACGGCCGUCGAACCCGCCUCUGGCUGGCGCCGAGACAUUGUUUGCGCCCUUCUUCAACCUCCUUGAACAGUACUCGACCGUCCUUUCGAAGCAGGGCUCAAUCGCCGUCGCCACAGGUCAUCGCUCGGUAGCGCGGCGCCUACUCGACCGGCUCGAGAAUGUGUUUUCGCGAGACCUCCCCCCACACGGCUGCACCUGUGUCAUGUGUGAUCGGUCUCAUGAGGUCCAUGGCGGCUUGACCUGGGGUGACGUUCUGGAAUGGGUGAGCGGUCGGAUCGAGCUACCGCAGUGGCCGCCCUUUGACCUUGCAGAGAUCAGCCUCAAGGCGGCCGAGAUUUCUGCAGAGGCGCCGCCGCGCCCGUCGUCCCCCGUGCAGAUGGAUCCCGAUAUUGCGGAAGAGUUCAGAGAGCAUUACCUGCGCCAGUCCAAAAAGGUGCGGUCUGCCGUGGACAAGUGGCUAAACAAGACAGGCGAGGCACCGGUCCCUCCUCCUCAGGAGGUGGACGACGAGACGCUGGCCUUUGCCAUCUUGACCAACCUGGACGCGGAGGACCGCCCCUUCUUCAAUGCCCUGUUGACUGGUUCUCGCGAGCUCAAGUCGUCGACACGCGCCCCAACACCUGGAAACCGCCCGCGAAGCGACUUUGUCGUCAAGUGCGGCCUGUCUCUUCAGCGACUAUACCGACUGCAGCAGGCGCCCCGGGACGCCGAGUGUGUCACCUACCUCGUCAAGAAUCCGCACACGCACGAUCUGCUCGUGACUAUUUCCAACAUCAACAAGUCGGAGUGGGAGAUCCUGACGUCCGGACGGUUCGAUGGCUUUCUGUGGUCCGGCGCGGAUGCCGAUGAUUUUGCUGCCGGAGUCGAGUCGCGGGGAGGGACGCCAGUAUUUGGACGCUCUACGAUGAGCCCUGGACCACGGGGCCCAUCAGCCAUGGGGUCAAGGAACACGACCCCGUUCUCCCCGUAUUCGAGGGGCGCUACGCCCGCAUCCUUCAUCAGCCUCGCGUCUUCGGGCCUCCCUGGCGGAAGACAACCCGUGUCGAACGACGAGGAGAUGGAGAUGGCGGCCGCCGCGGAAAUCGAGCGGGAAAUUUACGCGGGCAUGGAGAUCCUCGAGGACGCAUUCGAGAAGCUCCAUCACAAGGCCGAGAUGGUCCGCACGGCCCUGCGGCAGCGGGGUGCCGGGCUCAUGCAGAACUUCCAGAGCCGCCAGCGAAUCGAUGUGCUACCAAAUCCGGGCUCCGCCAAUUCGCAGGGUUCCGGAUACGAGCGGCCGGGGUGGGCCACGGCAACCACCGCGGGGAGCGAGGCCGACGGCGGCAACAGCGAGGAGGAGUGGUUCGACGACGUGGACAUUAUGCCCGACGACUCGGCCAGCAACAUCAGCAGCUCCCGCCACCGGCGGCCCAAGAGGCGCACUGAGCGGCGGACCCCCGCGCCCAUUGAGGAAGACGACGAGGAGUGAUAAGUAGCGGCCCACGGCUGGUCUUGUCUCUUGGCAUACGCGCGAGGCGAGAUUCGCACAGAGGGCAUCGACAGAUGGAAGAAUGCAUGAAUGGCGCGGGCCAGCGCGAUAGGUGCUCUUGUUCGCAUACUGAACCAAAAGGGUGUCCAUCUGGUGUUUCGAUGACGACCAUGAACGACGUUUUACGAGGGCGCGACGCAUGCCCCUCCUGCAGAUACCACCACUUGUUGUUAUUGCUGUUGUUCAUCUGAGUGUCUUCUUUCCCCCGCUCCUCUCUCUUUCACGAAUUUGCAACGGCGGCAUCUUUUGUGAAUUUUCCGAGCAUACGCUGCGGCCAGAUGGCAGGGCCGUCGCACCCCCGCAAAUGGCAUCAUCCAGGUCUUCUUUUUUUUUUUUUGCAUGAGUCUCUGCUUAUACGUAUUGUUUGGGCGAAAUGAAGAAAAUACCUACGGCGCCAGCCUCGACUUGGUCUUUGACUAUCUGGAGGGAGAAGGGGGGAGGGAGAGCAAAUGGCAUGGCAUGUCGUGGCUUGGAUGGGGUGGAGAGGGGCUUGAAUCUGGGACAUUGGGCGACCUGUGUCUGGAUAUCUUGUCGAUGCGGACGGACGGGCGGACGGACAGAAGACGACGGCGAUGGAGGAUCUGAGCGAUGGUGACGGCGCGCAGGACAAUGAAGCAGAUUGCGGACCUGGCGACGCGUUUUGACAACGUCGAGCCGGAAGGGGCAGGGCAAAGGGGGGGCCUGUGAACGGACACUUGAGAGUUUGAGCAAUGCAUGGCUAUGGAGUUUAGGUACCACACGGCCCCUAGGUGGGUUGGCUGGGUGUCUGUUCUAUAUAUGACGGGGUUCUAUCAUCCAGUAUGUACGUCUGUCUGCCAGACAGCCUCUGUUCUCGCGUGUUUAUACUGUCUUUGUGCGUGGGAUGGAC
Molecule: messenger RNA, 3819 nt
Organism: Purpureocillium takamizusanense
Lineage: Eukaryota; Fungi; Ascomycota; Sordariomycetes; Hypocreales; Ophiocordycipitaceae
Exons: 1
Coding region: 303-2891 (862 amino acids)
Cellular component (GO): nucleus
Molecular function (GO): DNA binding
Source: RefSeq, a predicted model, not a curated record